CGACCGGACGGAAAACAUGGAAUGCGGCGGCAAUCUCGGUGGCGAUCCUCUGAAUUUUGAAUUGCGAGGUGAGAUGUCGAUCGGAACUCGGAAGGAAGGCUGUUUUGUGUCGAUGUGCACAAUGUCGAGCUUGCUGGCCCACGCUGGAGCAGCACCUAUUUCUGGACCAGGGUCUGGCUGGCUGAUGUGAUGUCACCGGUUCCUGGUUUUACAGGCUCGAUACGAUCACGACCGAACAUAUAAGUGGCAGCAGUUGUUGCUCGACAGGUUCCGAUAUUGCAUUCUCGACAUGCACAACCAAACCUAAUAACAACAAGAUACCAAUUUGUUUAGCGACAUUACUUGCUUCAGCUUGUCUUUGCUCAUACCCCCAACUCUACCUUAGCAACAACCAAAAACAUCAUCAAAAUGGGUCUCGGAACCAAGAUCAAGACUGCUCUGCACGGCGACAGCCACUCCCGCAGCGGCUCGGCUUCUUCCUAUGAAGAUGGUCGUCUCCCCGGCUCAUUCCCCUCGGAUGGCACCGCCACCAACAACACCACCAACACCACCACCAACAACACCAAGCCAAGCACAACCAACGGCUUGAGCUCAACAACCAAGACCGGCGAUGUCAACACCCACAACUCUACCCUCAAGAAGGGUGGACGCCACACCAAGACAGACUCGGGAGUCGACUUUGCAGACGGCCCGGGCCACAGCAAGGAUGUCCACAGCAGCAACUUGACCGGUGGUGACUACCAGCGCCCCGUCAGCCGCGAGGGUGGCAUCGGCGGCAUCGACGACCACACCUCGUCCAAGAAGAACGACCCCUACUGGGGCAACAUCAAGCAGAGCGGCUACGAGCGUGAUCUGCCGCACCGCCCCGUGAGCCAGGUCGACCGUGAUCUCAACGGCACCGACAGUGGCGCUUACGGCUCCGGCCUGAACAACACUCGCGACGGCAUGGUCCACGACAAUGUCCGCUCGAGCAAUGCAGGCCCUCACUCGAGCAACAUGAUGAACAAGGCCGACCCGCGCGUCGACUCUGACCUCGACAACCGUGGCGCCAACGGUGUCAACGGUGUCAACGGAGGAGCAUACAACGGCACCACCGGCAACAACUACAACUCUCGCGGCGGAAUGCUCGACGUCACCUCCGGCAGCAACUACAACUCUCGCGGCGGAAUGCUCGACGGCACCACGGGCACUCAGGGUCUGGGCUCCACCAACCAGGGCCCCCACAACUCCAACAUGCUCAACAAGGCCGACCCCCGCGUGGACUCGGACGUCGACCACCGCGCAACCAACAACUACGGCUCAAACACCACGGGCUACAGCUCAAACAACACGGGCUACGGUUCCAACACCACCGGCUACGGCUCCUCCAACAUGAGCGGCAACGGAACCGGCCGCGACGUGCACGGCACCAACCUCACCACCCACGGCGGCAGCAACGACAUGACGGGCGCCAGCGGCCGCCGCUCCGACCUGCACAACGUCGGCCUGGCGCACCCCAACGAGCCCGUGCUGGGCGAGCACCACGACGACCGCCUGCGCGCCCGCGACAACGGCUACAGCCCCGUCAACGGCGGCCUGGGCGGCAGCAAGCCGCACCACGCCUCGCUGGCCGACCGCCACCACGAGGAGGACCUGCGCGACGCGGGCCUCUACAGCAGCGGCCGCGACAGCUACGGCAGCCGUGAGGGCUACAGCCGCAACGGCGGCGGCAACAACACGACCGACAGCAACGGCAACGUCGUGUACGGCAGGAGCGCCAGCACGCGCGGCUCGCCCCAGCGCGGCCACGGCGUCGGCGGGCCCCAGCAGCAGCAGCACGGCGACUCCAGCUCGUCGCACUUUGUGCCCAGGGUCAUGCACACCUGCAACAACUGCGGCACCGACAACGACAUUAGCCGCUACUUUCGCUCCGACGUCUCAUACCGCCUGGGCUGAAGAGAUAUGAUGUUAUGAUCCGUUUUUUCAUUUGUUUCCUUUGUGCAAACUUGGAGCGGUAUUUUUCGGCUAUUUGUCAGCGAUUUCCUUAAGAUUGUAUCAUAAUACGACGGAAAACUGUUACAAUACAAGUAAUUGAGAAUUUGAGAUGAACUCUGCUGCAAGACGACGUGUUUCAAGUGGUGAUU
Pyricularia oryzae 70-15 is the source of this 2123-nucleotide messenger RNA. RefSeq lists its product as uncharacterized. The coding region runs from base 409 to 1935 and encodes 508 amino acids. The transcript has a single exon. NCBI's taxonomy places the organism in Eukaryota, Fungi, Ascomycota, Sordariomycetes, Magnaporthales, Pyriculariaceae. The record is from RefSeq and is a predicted model, not a curated record.